This is a messenger RNA of Scutellospora calospora, 400 nucleotides long. The record is from the annotation of a GenBank genome assembly. Lineage: Eukaryota; Fungi; Glomeromycota; Glomeromycetes; Diversisporales; Gigasporaceae.
CAAUAAUUCUUCUAAUAAAGAAGAUAUUGUGUUAUCUCAAUCUGAGGAGUUUGUUUCUAAUGAACAUGAUAAUCUAACUAAUAGUGAUAACAAUAAUACACUUAAUAGCUAUAAUUUGGUUAAUAGUGAUAAUAAUAAUAUAGAAAAAUUUAAGAAUAUAUCAAAAUUACCAAAUUUAAAAGCAAUAAAGUUAGUUCCUCUUAUUAAACAUUCAGAAUGCAUAGAAAUUUAUCAUAACAAUAAUACUAGUAAAAGUGAAUUAUGUGAACAUAUUAUAAGGUCAGUAGAUAGUUCAACAGGAAAUUAUAUUGGAUAUUUAGCAACACAGCAUGGUAUUACUGAAAGUUCUUAUAAUGAAAAAACAAGAAAAUCACAACUUUCACAACUUCAAAUUGAUUAA